AUGGUUACCCCAUUGGAUAAAGCGAUUGAGAGGUAUAUCGAUGGUCUGCCUGAUACUGUGCAGGAUAUUGUCACUGGUAGUAAUCCUACCACUGUUCGUCAGGAAAUUGAAUUGGCUACUACUCUGACCGAGUCUCAGGUCAGAAAAGGUAAACUGACCCGCAAGGGUGACAUGAAGCAGUCUGCCGAUUCCGUUCAAGACAAGGGUAAAGGGCGGUGGAUUCACGCUGCCGUUAUGCGAAAAGUCAAGUUACUUGACUUGUCUUUUAGCCCUAGGGUUGAGGAUGAUGAGGUUAUCAAGUUGCCCCAUAGUUUGGUAACAUGCGAUACAUUGGAGGUGUUAAGGUUGUAUUUGUAUUCAUGUCCUUUAAGGUUGCCUGCUGUCACUGGUUUUCCGGCACUUAGGGUUCUUGAACUUAACAGUGUUGAGUUAUUGAAUGGUGAUUCGGUACAGCAGUUUCUCAAAAACUGCCCAUUGCUUGAGGAUUUGAGUUUGGUUGACUGCUCAUUGCCCUCAAUUGACGAUCUUUGUAUUUCGUGCCUGAAUCUCAAGACGUUGAAAAUUGAUAAUAGAAAAAUGCUUGAUGAGUCUUAUGAUGGUCGUUACGUAUGUUUCUAUACAUAUGACCGCCUUCAGAUUUCUUGUCCAAAACUGGUGUUUUUGGAGUAUGCGGGUCAUCCGGCAUAUGAAUUAUCAUUUGAACACUUGGACUCCUUGAAGAAAGCGGUGAUUUACCCAGAUGCUACGGCACAUCAAGAAUUAUCAUUUCAAUCAUUUGGUGGCACUAUGUGUCGGUUGUUUGAAGGAGUUUCUCACGUCGAAUCUUUGUCACUCAACCUUUAUUUCAUUAAGGCCAUUAGUGCUGCAUGUGAUGCAAAUGGAAACUUCCCGGCAUCUCUUCCCAAUCUGAAGACAUUAGAGAUAUCCACAACAAUCGAUGACUACCCCAUGAACGCAGUCAUCCAGAUCCUCAGAUGUUCCCCUAAUCUGGAGUCAUUCCAUUUGGUUAUUCAAGAGGAAACUUUUUGGCCGGAGGCAUGGGAGUCAGAUGAAGACGAGUCGAAAAUGGUCGAGUUUCUUGAGUUCCACGGAGAAAAGUAG
Molecule: messenger RNA, 1101 nt
Organism: Helianthus annuus (common sunflower)
Lineage: Eukaryota; Viridiplantae; Streptophyta; Magnoliopsida; Asterales; Asteraceae
Product: F-box/FBD/LRR-repeat protein At1g16930
Exons: 4
Coding region: 1-1101 (366 amino acids)
Source: RefSeq, a predicted model, not a curated record